Messenger RNA from Cercocebus atys (sooty mangabey), 2930 nucleotides. It is a transcript of the gene ORAI3, whose product is annotated as ORAI calcium release-activated calcium modulator 3. Gene Ontology annotation, biological process: store-operated calcium entry. Gene Ontology annotation, molecular function: store-operated calcium channel activity. Gene Ontology annotation, cellular component: membrane. Bases 1645 to 2532 code for a protein of 295 amino acids. NCBI's taxonomy places the organism in Eukaryota, Metazoa, Chordata, Mammalia, Primates, Cercopithecidae. The record is from RefSeq and is a predicted model, not a curated record. The transcript has 2 exons.
ACCAAGGGUUCAGGGAACAAAGACCAGUUACUUCGAUUGGGGGGUGGGGGGGCCACAAAAGGAAAACCGGAGGAGCAAUUGGGUAUCCAGGUGUCAGAGGUAGGGGAGCCAGGGGCAAGCCGGGGCUGAGCUGGAGGUGGGGAUGAGAGCAGGUGUGGGGACAGCAAUACCCCCUUGGGGGUCACCUCUCUGCUUCCCCCCUCCCCAGGCUUCAGUUCCUUCCCCCGACCCUGACUCCUUGAACGUCACUGAAAACGGCAGCUAUUGUAAGGAGUGGGGGCCGCGGGCAGCCGCUCUUCAGCUCGCGGCCCAGGGGAGUGGCGAGGGGCGCCCCAACCCCUGCCCGCCUCUCCGCACAAUACUUGAACAUUCAUCUGUACUGAAGUGUUACUUGAACCGGGGGAACCUCGGACCUGGGGGAGCCGGAGUGUGAGGGGGACUGGACCAGCUUGGACUGAGACCUGAGACCGGGCCAGUGGGUGCCCAUUUGGGACUGCGCCAUCCCCAGGCUCGUUCUUGUUUUACUGUAUUGAGCGGCGGCACCCGCCGGACCUGCAUUAUGGCUGGGGGCGCAAGCCCAAGGAUGGGGACUAUGGGACUCCUCCAGCCUGGGUCUUCCCACUCUUUCAUCGUCACGGAAACUUGUAUCCCAUUUGCCCAGGGAACUGCCACUCCUGGUUGCCAUGGAAAUAGCAGCCAACGGACACCUCCCGAUGCCAGUGCUAAGGCUGGAAAUGGCCCCUCUUAGUUGCCAUGGGAACCUAGUAACAGACUCUGCUGGCCCUCCUUCCCGCCCUUUCUUCCAGCGAGGGGUGGGGCUUCGGAGCCCGGGGGAGGAGCCGGGUCAGGUCCCGCCCCUUCACGCAGGCCUCCGGGGGGCCGGGGCUUACCAUGUAGGGGAGGGGAGAUCUAUCCACAUACCUCAGGUAACAGGGAGGUGCGCGGGUGGGGGGAGGGCUGGGCGGACCAAAGGCCGGAGGGGAGGGGCCUGGGGAUCGCGAGAGGCUUGAGGAUGGGGCCGCUUGAGGGAGGGAGGAGGCAGCCCGGCAAGGGGCAAGCGGGGGACCCAGCCGGGCUGGGCCCCUGGGCCCCGGGUCUGUACAAUACGGUUUGCUAUAAAAUUCAAAAUCUUCCAGCCGGGGCUUCGGAGUUCGUGUGUGUGUGUGUGCAGGGUCCCUACCUACAGAUGAGUGGCCUCACCUCUCUUGGGUUCAUUUUGGGAGGGAUUUGAGUGUGGACACCUGGGGCAUCCAGCUGUACCUUGGAGGUGGCUGUGGCUGGCGUGCACCUCGGUGGGGUCCGGGCGUUUGGAUGAUGUUCUUGGUGGGUAGGGGUCGCGGGGAAUCUCUGUGGGCCCGGGACCACCAGGACUCGGUCCCCGGCUCCACCCCAUCAUGUGGCCAGCCCGGCUCCGCCUCUGCCCCAGUUCCUGUUUCGGCCUCCGCUGUCCCGCUCCGGCCCCUGGGGCUCCCCGCAGACGCCUCUCUUCCUGCUCCGCUGGGGCCGCCUCUUCCUGGGCGCCCGCCGCCUGCAUCCUGCUUGCCCUAUCGGGGGAUGGGGCCGCCCCUGGGCUUGGGCCGGCCCGGCUGGGGCCCCCGAGGCGCCUCCGCCCCGUAGUGACCACCUGGUGCCGCCGCCCCCAGGAUGAAGGGCGGCGAGGAGGACGCGUGCGAGCAGGCCCCGCUGAACCCGGAGGGCGAGAGCCCUGCAGGCUCGGCCACGUACCGGGAGUUCGUGCACCGCGGCUACCUGGACCUCAUGGGGGCCAGUCAGCACUCGCUGCGGGCGCUCAGCUGGCGCCGCCUCUACCUCAGCCGGGCCAAGCUCAAAGCUUCCAGCCGCACGUCCGCCCUGCUCUCGGGCUUCGCCAUGGUGGCCAUGGUGGAGGUGCAGCUGGAGAGCGACCACGAGUACCCGCCAGGCCUGCUGGUGGCCUUCAGUGCCUGCACCACCGUGCUGGUGGCUGUGCACCUCUUUGCACUCAUGGUCUCCACGUGUCUGCUGCCCCACAUUGAAGCUGUGAGCAACAUCCACAACCUCAAUUCUGUCCACCAGUCACCACACCAGAGACUGCACCGCUACGUGGAGCUGGCCUGGGGCUUCUCCACUGCCCUGGGCACCUUUCUCUUCCUUGCUGAAGUUGUCCUGGUUGGUUGGGUCAAGUUUGUGCCCAUUGGGGCUCCCUUGGACACACAGACCCCCAUGGUGCCCACAUCCCGGGUGCCCGGGACUCUGGCACCAGUGGCUACCUCCCCUAGUCCAGCUUCCAAUCUCCCACCAUCUUCUGCAUCCACAGCACCGUCCCAGGCUGAGCCAGCCUGCCCACCCCGGCAAACCUGUGGUGGUGGGGGGUCCCAUGGGCCAGGCUGGCAAGCAGCAAUGGCCUCCACAGCCAUCAUGGUACCUGUGGGGCUCGUGUUUGUGGCCUUUGCCCUGCAUUUCUACCGCUCCUUGGUGGCACACAAGACUGACCGCUAUAAGCAGGAACUAGAGGAACUGAAUCGCCUGCAGGGGGAGCUGCAGGCUGUGUGAGGCUGGUGUUAGCCACUGCUGCAAGCACUGCCUCCCUCCCGGGUCUGCAAGAGGCCUCAGGGGCCUACAGACCUCAUUCCCCCCAUCCCCUGGCUGGAGCCACUUGCAGUGGCCACUCUCAGGCAGAGGUCAGAUUCUUGCCUGCAGGGUCCUCUGGGCUGGGCCUUGGGGCAGCUCCCACAUUCCCAGGGAUUUUCCCCAUCAGUCUGUCCCUUGGGUUUUGCAAGCUACUCUGCACCUGGGCUGGCCUCAGUUGAAGGAUCAUGCCGUAGAUAUAGGGGAGGCAGGGAGAGCUUGUGGGACCUUCGGUGCUGACCUUAGCCACCAUUUCCAUUCCUAUACAGGAUGGGAAGAUCACAAGGCAGCCAACCCUUGGUUUAAUUUUUUUUUUUUUUUUU